Molecule: messenger RNA, 2491 nt
Organism: Jatropha curcas
Lineage: Eukaryota; Viridiplantae; Streptophyta; Magnoliopsida; Malpighiales; Euphorbiaceae
Product: COBRA-like protein 7
Biological process (GO): cellulose microfibril organization
Cellular component (GO): membrane
Source: RefSeq, a predicted model, not a curated record
AUCUAUUUUCCCUUUCCCGUUUUGCGUUGCAACGAAAGUGUUUUUGCGAAUUUCUUUUUUUAUUUAAAUUCCAAAAGGCAAAAAUAAUUUUAAAAAAAAAACUAUAUCGUCACUCCCCGAAACCUCGUUUGAAUUCCGCCACGACGACAGCUAUACUAAGCUGUAGUUCGAUUAUCCCUAACGCGUUUCUCAUUUUUGCAUUCUUUCUUCUCAACUAGAAAAACCACUUCAUUUUACUUGCUCUGUGCAAAAAUCAUGGCUUUGAACUUGAAUCUGCUCUUUUUGAUCCUUUUUAGUACGGUACCCUCCGCGAUCUCGCAAACAAGCACCUCAGCCGACGAAGCACCCGCUCCGGCGGCCAGUGCGUGUAAUGGGAUAUUCUUAUCGUAUCAAUAUGAAGGAGGAACCCAACUCAAGCCCACCGUUCCCACUAACCAGCCGUACAGGUUUGAGUCCACGCUGAGUAUACAAAAUAACGGGGUUGAUGAGUUGAAAUCGUGGAAGGUCUUUGUGGGUUUUGCAAAUGAUGAGUUGUUAGUCUCUGCAUCUAAUGCUAUUCUUGCUGAUGGGACUAGCUUGCCUGCUAAAGUUGGGAAUGGUACUGUUUUUGCUGGGUAUCCCAUGACUGAUCUCAAGACGCCAAUUGAGACUGCGGGUGAUUCGACUCAGACUUCGGUUCAGGUAAAGUUGUUGGGAACGCAGUUUGGUGUGCCGUUGAAGGAUGUACCUUGGCCAUCCAAUAUCACUCUGGCUAAUGAUGGAUUUGUUUGUCCUCGGACUACCAAGGAAGGUAGUGUAAUGUAUCUUUGUUGUACCAAAGACGAGAAGUUCAAAACAAACAUCACAGUGGAGGAGGAGUUCCUGCCUCGCCGGAAUGGGGACCUCACGAUUAUGUAUGAUGUGAUCAGAACAUAUUCUUCUAAUUACUGGGCACAGGUUACUAUUGAGAAUCACAAUCCCCUUGGUCGUCUUGAUAACUGGAAAUUGAGCUGGGAUUGGAUGAAAGAUGAAUUUAUCUACACCAUGAAAGGGGCUUAUCCAUAUGUUGUCGAUUCAUCUGACUGCAUAUUUGGCCCACAAGGUACAUAUUAUAGCGAUCUGGAUUUUGCAAAUGUAUUAAACUGCGAAAGAAGGCCAACAAUCAUUGACCUGCCUCCAACAAAGUUCAACGAUACAAGCCUUGGGCUGAAACCCUAUUGUUGUCGAAAUGGUACUAUUUUGCCACCGUGGAUGGACCCAAGCAAGUCAACUUCAGCUUUCCAGAUGCAGGUUUUUAAAAUGCCUCCAGAUCUUAAUCGGUCUGAGCUCUCACCACCACAGAACUGGAAGAUCAAUGGCACACUUAACCCUGAUUAUCAAUGUGGUCCUCCAGUUAGAGUAAGCCCUAGCCAAUUUCCAGACACAAGUGGUUUACCAUCAAAUUCAACUGCAGUUGCUAGCUGGCAGGUAGUUUGCAAUAUCACUCAACCGAAGGGAGCAAGCCCCAGAUGCUGUGUAUCAUUCUCUGCUUACUACAAUGAUUCAGUCAUCCCAUGCAACACCUGUGCAUGUGGAUGCCCCAGUAACACAGCUAGGACUUGUAGUAGAACUGCUCCAGCUGUUCUUCUUCCACCAGAGGCACUCCUAAUACCUUUCGAUAAUCGAAGUGCUAUGGCUAGAGCUUGGUCUAGCCUUAAACAUCUAACAGUCCCAAACCCUAUGCCCUGUGGAGAUAAUUGUGGGGUUAGCAUCAACUGGCAUGUUUAUACAGAUUAUACUCGUGGAUGGAGUGCAAGGAUCACGAUAUUCAACUGGGAUGAAAUUUCAUUUGCGGAUUGGUUUGCUGCAGUACAGUUGGACAAUGCAGCUGCUGGUUUCGAAGCAAUGUACUCAUUAAAUGGAAGCAGUUUGGAGGGCGUCAACAAUACUAUAACAAUGCAAGGCCUUUCAGGGUUGAACUAUCUUGUGGCCGAAACUGAUGCAGCUGAUCCAACAAAAAAUCCUAGGGUGCCUGGAAAACAACAGUCUGUGAUUUCAUUUACUAAGAAAGGUAUACCUGCAGUCAAUGUGGCUGCUGGGGAUGGGUUUCCUACUAAAGUAUUCUUCAAUGGGGAGGAGUGCUCACUUCCUAAAAUAUUCCCAACAAGCAACAGCAAUAGAAAGGGAUCGGCUACAAUUUUUUCGGUCCUUUUAGCAGCUAUCCUAUUCAUGCUGAUGAAGCAGUAGCUGUGAAAGCAGAAAACUUGUAAUUCUUUUAAUUCUUUCAAGGGUCUGAUAUAUAAUUUCUCACUCAGGAAGUUUCGCAUACAAGAAAAUAUGCAUACUGAGAUUGCUAUGCAGCUUCGUGUUGCUAGCACCUAGCAGGUGUGCUGUUGUGCUCUGCACAUUCUGAACGGAUGAUGUAUAAUAACUGUAAUAUCAUUUUUUGUUUUCAAAGCGAAUGCACAAUUUGACAUGAUGUGUAGGCAUUGUUGGACAGUAAUAUUAAUAUUCAUUAUUCUCUUCUUUUUAA